AUGCUCUCUAAGCAAGAGUUCUCAUAUGCAAUAAAGGGAAAAAGAGAUACAAUCGUAGAUGGAGUCGGGGACGAGGAGAGUGGCUCUCUUCUAUUGGGCAUUGCCUUCCCCCUAUUAUUGUCGCUAUUAGAUGCUCAUUUUGUUUCCAACGCCAUCAGUGGACAAUCCAAAUUUUCUCUCACUCUCUCACAGCCAUCCAACAAAAUCCGGAACCCAAAAAGUGGGAGAGUAGCCAUGGACAUCGUAAAUCUCUCAAUCUCAAGACCUCCAUCUUCUCUCCCCUUCUUCUCUUCUUCCCAUUCCACUUUCCUCCACAAUAACCUCUCAUUCAACUUCAGAACCCAUAAUUCUUUGGCUUUAUCAAGCAGAUGCAGACCUGGAAUAGCUAUCAAGAAGAAGGGUUUCACUUGUAAUGCUUUCUUUGGUCUUGGAGUGCCAGAGCUAGUUGUCAUUGUUGGAGUGGCUGCUCUGGUCUUCGGACCCAAGAAAUUGCCUGAAGUUGGGAGGUCUAUCGGAAAGACUGUCAAGAGCUUUCAACAGGCUGCAAAAGAGUUUGAGACGGAACUUAAAAAGGAUCCCGAUUCUGCAACGGAAUCUGCUGGAGAGAAAACUACAGCAAUAAGUGAAGAGAAGAAAGAAGGCACAGAAGUUCCAAGCUCCAAGGAGAGUGUAUGAGUUCGUAGUUGUAGAAAUAUGAUUUAGUUGGUAUCACAUCUCUAAUCGUAUCUCUUGUAUCUAAGGUUAGAACUAGUAGAUCAAUUUCAAUGUGUAUCUGCUGCACAUGAGAAUUUGUGUUGUGGAAUAGCAAGGCCUCUUGCCUCCGUAUUAUACAGUCUUUUUGAGAGUUUUAAAGAUACGAAUUCUGCUAACUCCAAUCAA
Tripterygium wilfordii is the source of this 879-nucleotide messenger RNA. Its product is annotated as sec-independent protein translocase protein TATA, chloroplastic-like. Gene Ontology annotation, biological process: protein transport by the Tat complex. Lineage: Eukaryota; Viridiplantae; Streptophyta; Magnoliopsida; Celastrales; Celastraceae. The record is from RefSeq and is a predicted model, not a curated record. The transcript is spliced from 4 exons. The coding region runs from base 1 to 675 and encodes 224 amino acids. Gene Ontology annotation, cellular component: membrane.